Molecule: messenger RNA, 1943 nt
Organism: Pocillopora verrucosa
Lineage: Eukaryota; Metazoa; Cnidaria; Anthozoa; Scleractinia; Pocilloporidae
Source: RefSeq, a predicted model, not a curated record
ACUCAGCGGCAAACCUCAUUAGGAAUGGCUUCUUUCAGCGACUGUUGCUCCUUUUCCUUUACGGCAAGAGGGACCCAGAUGCUAUGGAUUCUUAUUGGACUCAUUUACAUCAUAUGCAUAACAUCAACUGAUGCGAUUUAUUUUAAUGACCAGACCUUCGCAAACAUGGACAUGGAAGAAAAAGCAAGAGUGGUAGACGAUAUCCUAGAAAAAAUAAAUAUCCCCCCUGACGAUGAGAAUUUGCAGUAUAGGAAAGAUUGGGAAGAGUUUGAAGAGAAGAUGGGAAAGACGAAAUCCAAUGCGAAAAAAACGGUGAGAUCUUUCCGGAAAAUAGCCGAUAGAUUUGAUGAAACGUGGUGGGAGUACAAGACGAGGUACGCUGCUGCAAGCUUAUCGUGUGUAAUAGGCGGAGUUAUAACACUUAGUACUGGAAAUGUAGCAGCCAUGGGUUUUGGAAUUACAGGAGCCGUAGUAAGCAUAAGGGCCAAUAGCGUAAAAAAUGCCAAAGAUUUUGAGAAUAAAAAGAUGGCCGAAAAGCUCUUGAAGGAGACCAAAGACAACUUCAUCGCCGCGAUGGAAACGAUCAAUGAAUGGUCAGUCGAAAAAGACUUCGUACGGAUGAUAUACCUUUACAGCUUCGCUAAAUCCUCUAAGGUGGUUAGCCCUCAGGUUUUGGAGAUUAUUCGUGAGAUUAUUCUCGACUCCAUGGGGAUCUCCAUGGGAAAAAAACCAAUAAAUUUUCCCGAAAUGGUAGGGUGGAUUUUUGGUCAGAAAGCAGCAGUUCAAGAUGGCGCUGAAGGAGCAGCAAAGGUAGAAGCACAAGCCGGCGCAAAAACCUCAACACACGAAGCGGGAAAGAAUGCAGCAGAAGUUGUUGAUGAUGGAGUCCAAGCCGGCGCAAAAACCUCAACACACGAAGCGGGAAAGAAUGCAGCACAAGUCGCUGAUGAUGCAGUCCAAGCCGGCGCAAAAACCUCAACACACGAAGCGGGAAAGAAUGCAGCACAAGUUGCUGAUGAUGCAGUCCAAGCCGGCGCAAAGACCUCAACACAGGAAGCGGGAAAGAAUGCAGCACAAGUCGCUGAUGAUGCAGUCCAAGCCGGCACAAAAACCUCAACACAGGAAGCGGGAAAGAAUGCAGCACAAGUUGCUGAUGAUGCAGUCCAAGCCGGCGCAAAAACCUCAACACACGGAGCGGGAAAGAAUGCAGCACAAGUCGCUGAUGAUGCAGUCCAAGCCGGCACAAAAACCUCAACACAGGAAGCGGGAAAGAAUGCAGCACAAGUUGCUGAUGACGUGGCGGAAGCAGGUUGGAAAACAGCUGGAAUUUCCCAGAACUUUUUUAUUGUUCUUAACACUGGCUUUUUAGUGCUGGAUACCAUAGACUUCGGCUUCACCAUCAUAGAUCUCGUUCAAAACAAAGGUUCUGAUACGGCCAAAGAUCUAAGAGAAAUUGCCAAGGACAUCGAGGAUGCUUUCACAAAGUAACUGGAACUUAAAUAAUUGGAACAGUUCAAACUCACUCUAACAGUUAAAUGAAACAGUUCCUAACGAUUUUGAAACCUACUGAUUUUCUGGAUUACUUAAAAACGAACUAAUUUCUUGCAUGUACGAAACCGUGAAGUAGAUUCAGCAUGUUUGAAUCGUUGUGUAGGACCGAUCCGCGUAAACUUAAGGGAGCCUCCGUUAGUGCAAUAAUUCCAGAUAGUUUUCACUUUAGAAGCAAUUGUAAUGUUUUAAUCAGCGACCAAAUAUAUUUUUCAUUGUAAAUACCCAAACAUGACAGACAGAUCCAAUGGUGUGGUUUUUUCCGCUAUAAGAGGACUUAUGUGUCAUAACUUUGGAGUAGCGUUUUCUUAGAGAGUGGUUUUACUGAAAAUAAUUAUAGAUCAUUCCACUCAUUAUAAAAGACCGGAGAGUGCUCAGAACUGUAGCAGGAAAAA